This is a messenger RNA of Guillardia theta CCMP2712, 219 nucleotides long. RefSeq lists its product as hypothetical. The transcript is spliced from 3 exons. The coding region runs from base 1 to 219 and encodes 72 amino acids. Lineage: Eukaryota; Cryptophyceae; Pyrenomonadales; Geminigeraceae. The record is from RefSeq and is a predicted model, not a curated record.
AUGUUCGCGGACGUGAGAAGGGUCGUGCAAGUGCUCUCUACAUGCAAUCAGGCUGACCAGGCUGAUACACACGGCAAGCUGAAGGACCUCGGUGUCAACGUUGACGGAUGGUGGUUUCCAGCGGGCAAGCUCGAUGAUUUCUGUACUAUCAACAAGCCGUUGGAUGCCGCCGUAGAGGUCGCUGCUCCAGCCGACGAUCAGCAAGUGGCCAGCGCAUGA